This is a messenger RNA of Miscanthus lutarioriparius, 1752 nucleotides long. Lineage: Eukaryota; Viridiplantae; Streptophyta; Magnoliopsida; Poales; Poaceae. The record is from the annotation of a GenBank genome assembly.
AUGGUUCCAUUAUGGGUUGGAACUCUCGAGAACUUGCAAGGAAUAGACUUGGUGAAAAACAAGUUUACAGGGCCGAUUCCAUCUUCUCUUUUAAAUUUAUCUCAGUUAACAAUGCUCCUUCUAGAUUGGAACCAAUUUAAUGGAAAAAUACAUUUAAGUUUUGGAAACAAUAAGAUGCUUGAGACAUUGAGGAUUUCCAACAAUAAUCUUCAUGGCAUCGUACCAAAUGAGAUUUUCAGAAUUCCAACAAUCAGGCAAAUUGAUUUAUCUGUUAAUAACCUAGAUGGGCAGCUUCCUACUGAAGUAGGCAAUGCCAGACAACUGAUUUCUUUACAACUUUCAUCCAACAACUUAUCUGGAGAUAUCCCUAACACAUUGGGUGAUUGUGAAAGUUUGGAGGAAAUCAAGCUGGACCAAAAUCUUUUUAGUGGAAGCAUUCCCACUUCAUUAGGCAACAUAAAGAACCUAAAAGUUCUCAAUUUAUCUCACAAUAACUUGACUGGAUCGAUACCAAUGCCUCUCAGUAACCUACAACUAUUGGAACAAUUGGAUUUGUCAUUCAACCAUCUUACGGGUGAUGUCCCAACCAAAGGAAUAUUUCAGAAUGUAACUGCUGUGCGAAUUGAUGGAAAUCCAGGGCUUUGUGGUGGGGCAUUAGAGUACCACCUGUUUGCAUGUUCUCUGCCAUUGAGUUCCUCUAAACAAAAGUAUCUCAUGCUGAAAGUAAUGAUCCCAUUGAGGGGGUUCUCUGCAUCCAAUUUAAUAGGAAAAGGAAGAUAUUCUUCUGUAUAUCAAGGAAAAUUGUUCCAAGAUAGACUUGUUGUUGCUAUCAAAGUUUUUAGUCUCGAGUCAAAGGGUGCACAUAAGAGCUUCAUCGCAGAAUGUAGCACUCUGAGGAAUGUGCAGCAUCGCAAUCUAGUACCUAUCCUAACUGCAUGCUCAAGUAUUGACAACAAGGGAAAUGAUUUCAAGGCCUUGGUGUAUGAGUUCAUGCCACGAGGUGACUUGCAUGCAUUACUAUACUUGAAUCGAAAUGAUGCAAACACUUCAACUCCGAGCCACAUUACAUUGGCUCAGAGGUUAAACAUUGUGGUGGAUGUUGCCGAUGCAUUAGAGUAUUUGCACCAUAACAACCAAGGGACUAUUAUUCACUGCGAUCUAAAGCCUAGCAACAUUCUUUUGGAUGAUAACAUGACGGCACAUGUUGGAGACUUUGGUCUUGCAAUGUUCAAAGUUGAUUCUGCAUUAGGUGACUCCAUCUCAACUUCUUCGGUUGCUAUAAAGGGAACAAUUGGAUAUGUCGCGCCAGAAUGUGCUUCAGGUCGAGAUGUUUCAAGUAGUGGGGAUGUUUAUAGCUUUGGGAUUGUUCUACUUGAAGUAUUUUUACGGAAGAGGCCAACUGAUGAUAUGUUCAAUGAUGGACUGAACAUUGUAAAAUUCGUUGAGGCAAACUUUCCUGAUGGGAUAUUAAGGAUUGUAGAUCCAGAAUUACUACAAGAGCAGCAUGAUUUCUCACGAGAAACUUCAGUGUCCAUGAAGGAGAAGAGGUUAGAGUGUUUACUUUCAGUGAUACACAUUGGACUUGACUGCACUAAGGCAUCCCCAGAACAGCGCAUGGGCAUGCAGGAAGUCGCUGCAAAGCUGCACGGAAUCAAGGAUGCAUAUCUGAAGCGAAACAUGGGUAAUAUACUUGUUAUUGCAGUAAUAAUAUCAUAUUGUUCAACUGUUCUUUACAUAAUGUUAUCACGAUAA